CUCUCCUAGCUUGACCUGUUUGUGGUGAUCAGAAACCGCUGUUACUGCGAUUAAUAACACAACACAGCAUCACUACCUAAAGGUGCACAAGUGUGAACCCUGUCUGAAUGACGUGACCUGAAUAAGAGCUUUUUAUUUUCCUGAGGAAAAGUGAGUUUGUCCUGAUCUGAUCUGAUCUGAUCUGGUCUGGUCUGAUCUGAGGAGGGGAGGCGACCCGAAUGCUAGGCAAGUUUCUACUCGGGAGAUUUUAUCCACAAGAAAAGCAACAAAAAAAAAAAAAAGAUUUCCGGGUCGAAACAAAGAUUUCCGAAAAGUAAUUUAGGAUUAUCCCCUGAUUGGUUGGAGCUUCAGCUUCAAACAGGACAUAUGUGUAAUGGCUGAGAGAGCGUGAGUGCAGCAGGUGUGUGUGUGUGUGAGAGUGUGUGUCUGUGUUGAGUAGAAUGUUGCCGGGUGUGGGUGUGUUUGGAACAGGGCAGACUGUACGCUCCCUGGUGCCCUUACUGCAGGCGGAAGGAUUUCCUGUUCAGGCCGUCUGGGGCCGGACACAGGAGGAAGCGGAACGUCUGGCAAAUGAGCUCAACAUCCCAUUCUCUACCAGCCAAUCAGACGACGUCCUGCUGCGGCAGGAAGUCCACCUCGUGUGCAUUCUGACGCCACCGCCACACACACGCCAGAUCGCAGUGAAGGCAUUGGGGAUUGGAAAGAAUGUGAUCAGCGAGCAGGCUGCUACUCUAACGGAUGCCUGCUUGAUGGUGACGGCGGCGCAGUAUUACCCGCAGCUCAUGAGCAUCAUGAACAAUGCUCUGCGCUUUCUGCCUGCCUUCGUCCUGAUGAAGCGGCUGCUUGCGGAGGGGUACUGCGGGUCGCUGCAGGUGUGUGAAGCACGUGUGUACGGCGGCUCGUUGCUGAGCCAGUCGUAUGGCUGGGCGUGGGAGGAGCUGAUGGGCGGCGGUGGCCUGCACACAGUAGGUUCCUGCAUCAUCGACCUCCUGAACUACCUGACUGGGAAGCGGGCCGAACGUGUUCACGGCAUGCUUAGGACCUUCGUGCGGCACGGCGCCACGGGCAGCGGCAUUCGCUCCGUCACCGCUGACGACUAUGCAUGUUUUCAGCUACUCAUAACAGGGGGCGUGGUCUGCAACGUGACGUUGAACUUUAACCUUCCGGGCGCUGAUCUUCACGAGGUCAUGCUGGUGGGAUCGUCUGGGAGACUGGUGGCCAGGAGCACCGAGCUGUAUGGCCAACGAAACAGCAUGGAGGGGGAGGAGCUUCUUUUAUGUGACAACAGCUCAGGGGCAGGGCCUUCGGUCACAGGACUGAAAGCGAUGGUGAAUCAGCUGCGUCUGUCCUUCCAGGCGCAGGAGGACCGGCGGUCCUGGGUGCGACAACCCAUCGCCAUGGCGUCCACGUUUGAGGACGGGCUGUACGUUCAGACGGUGGUGGACGCCAUCAAACGGUCAAACCGCACUGGAGAGUGGGAGAACGUGGACGUCAGAACUGAGGAUGUAGAUCCCAAUCAGAACCACAGAACCGCUCUGAACUGAAGCGACAACUGAAUGACGAACGGCUAACAAACUACACUGCUGUAGACAUCCGGUGUUUGUUGACUCUGCUAACAUGGCAGUCUGUUUUAGGCUAAACACUGCAUUCCGAGGCAUAAAGUGCUUUCCACACAACAGACAACAGACGCUUGACCUUCAAGUUAAUUUGAGUUUAAGCCGGAGAGCAAAAACCGAUAGACACGAUGUGUUUCUCAGAUCGUAAUCAUAUCACUAUUUAGGUCGUAUGACAGCUUACUGAGAUUUCUCUCACCAUCUCCUGUAGAAAUGAGAGUGGGAUUUAUAAACGUCAACAUUACACUUUUUACAAUGUCACCCUGUAUGAUCAGUUACUUCACAUGUGAUUUACACAAAAUACAGAUUUUCUGUCUAUUACCUGCAUACAAAACAAACAGUAUUCACCACCUUACCCACAAUGCAGUGCUCCUGCUGUAAACACACUACACGUCUUCACUCCAGGAACAUUCCUGUCUUUAUCAUACACUACGAUCCACAUACACAAACACACACACACACAUCUCAAUACUGCUUCUGACUUUGUGUUUACAUUUGUGAUGAAUACUGACUGCGAUUAGAUUAUAGUGCAGUGAAAAUUUCACACCAUAACACUCAUAACCCUGUAUCAUAACUUAUAUAGUUAUUAUCUCUCUUACAAAUCUGGAAUUUGAGAAAUGUGCUCUAUAAGUUAAAGUAAUCAUUAUUAUUGGGUUGGUACAUAUAACAUAUAUGAAAUCAGUUCAAAUUAAAGCCAAGUGUUGGAGGGAAGUUUAAACCUUUCAAACAGGAAGUGAAGAUUUCAUUCUGUUGUCUUUUGUGUGAGAAGCUCUCAAAGCUGAUUAUCUUUUAGAGUGAAACCAUUUCUAUACCAACUGAAGAAACACUGGAGUUAUAUCACUGGAAUCGCUCUGUGUGUGUGUGUGUGUGUUUCACCUUUACUCUCCGCCAUAAGCUACACAACUAGGUUUUCAGCUGUGAAUAUUUUUAUUUGUUGUAUUUUAUUUAAACAUUUUAAGCUGUGUAGUUCUGCAGGAUUUAUCCAGGAUGUUUAUUGAACUAAGUAGCAGCAUUGAUGCUGUCUGUAUGGCUCAGAAGAGGAACGUUGGAGUUGAGAUC
Molecule: messenger RNA, 2672 nt
Organism: Tachysurus vachellii
Lineage: Eukaryota; Metazoa; Chordata; Actinopteri; Siluriformes; Bagridae
Gene: gfod2
Product: glucose-fructose oxidoreductase domain containing 2
Exons: 4
Coding region: 441-1544 (367 amino acids)
Molecular function (GO): nucleotide binding
Source: RefSeq, a predicted model, not a curated record